GAGAUUUGUUUGUGUUGGCUACGGCUGACUAUAAGUCUCCUCCAGUUUGUAUUUUUGGUUUGUUGUUGCUCACAACAAAAUCACAUAAUCAACGGAUCAAUGGAGUUGAUCAACGUAUAUUGACAUUCAAGUCAGAACCGUGUAACCCUAAAAUUGGCUGGUUUCUAAUUUUACAACCUCUACGUAACGUCUUCGGGAAAAGCUUCUGACUACAUAUAGUCAAUGUCAGAAGGGCGAUGUCUCGGUGCUGUUAAUCAGAAAACAAAGUGUUGGAAUGUCUCCUCAUGGAUAAAGAAUAAAAUUGAGGAUGAAGGUGUGCAAGCACGAAAUAUAAUCAAGUAUAGCGUGCCCAUCGAUAAUCCCAGUUCUCCCAGACGUUAUGUUGCAAAGUGCGACUUCGCUCUGCCUUCCUCGACACUUGAACAAGAUAUAACGAACUCGGGAAAAAACAAAAUCAAGAUUGCAAAUGGUGACAGUGCCAUCAAGAACUCUCUAUAUUCUGAAGUUAAUAGUUGUAAUAACUCACAUAAAAGUAGUAGUUUGAACAAAAACAACUUUUGCAAAGAACGAACUGCUUCCAAUACACGUUCUGGUAGUCUGAUAUCGACAAAUUCGAGAACCGUUUGCUCACAACUACAUCGUCAUUUUGACUCAGUAUCAACAGUUCCCUAUAGGCGUAUUAAUCGUGGAAGACCUCUAACUGAAAGCGAGUAUAAGGCACGUUAUUGGGGUCAAAUGUUGGAUACCUUAAGACGAACUAUCGAUGAAAUAUAUUCAGCAUGUGAAACAGAUGAGAAUGAAGUGGAGUGUAAGGAGGUUAUCAUGAUAUUGGAGCACAGUAAGCAGGACUUCUUUUCACUGAUAGAAAAAAUGAACUUGUUACGUGAUUAUGAACAGGCUGAUGCACAUAACAGACCAAACUCUCUUGCAUGGGAUGAACGCACUAUCCUGCCAGGAAAACCGAUUAUGUGUCAAGUAUUAGCUUCAACAGGUGUGGUUACAUCUGCUCAACAAUCUUAUCUUUCCACCCCAUUAAGCAUGAAAUCGGAUAGUAGUGUCAUAGAGGUUGCAGAUAGCGAUUCUGAUAUUGGUUGUACUAAAUCCGGUAAUCGGAACCAUUCAUUGAACAAACUUAAAUUAAACAUAGCAAUUAAUGGUAAUAAACAUCAUCAUGAUGAUGAAUCAUGUACUCGUCCACCCAAUAAUUCAAUGGUGGUACCAAAUUUGUGUAAUCUUGACAACGAACCAUCUGAUGCAAAUGACGAAGAUGAUGAUGAAGUUGAAAUUUAUGAUGAUGACGAAAGCGUAGGACAUCAUCGUCAUCGUCAUCACAAAAGACAACAAAUAUCUACCUUCACAUAUUUGGUUGAUGACGAUGCUGAUUACGUUGACCGAGAGGGGGAGGAUAAUACAUUAUCUCAUGAUCUGGCAAAAUUAGAUAAAGCUAUUGCAAAUGUCACUACAGCUGAACUUGUAUUAACGCAUCAGUUAGACAAAGCACAACUUGCUGAAGCUUCUUUACGUAGACGUUUAAUUAAAGAAGAGAAAGCCGCUUUUAUACGUUCAACUAGUGGUUAUAAUAAAUUUUGGUAUAAUUCUCGAUUAAAAAAUCCUAUGCAUACAAAUUGUCGAAAUUCUGAAGAGAUUGAUGUUUGUGGUACUGCUACGACUACUACUACUACUACGACAACGACAACUGAUGAAGUAGAAAUCGACACAGAUGUCGAUUUACUUGAUAUGGAUAGUAUUAUAUUAGAUGACAUUGAUGGUUGUGAGAAAUCAAUUCCUCACACAAGAAAAAUUACAAAAAACAAUAACAAACAACGAAUGAAGGUGGUUCAUUCACCGUUGAAUUCUAUCCAUUGCUUUUCGGAGUAUCGUUUAGAUGAUAAUUCGAAUAGAAUUGAAUCAAAUGGGAAAGUCAUAGAUAAUUCUAGCGUGGAACAUUGCCAUUGUUGCAGUUGUCAUUGUCAUAGACAUAAUUAUACAUUUAAUCAGUCGUCUUCUUCAACUAAGUUUCAAUGUUAUGAGAUCGAUAGUCCAUCGAAGAAUUUUGAACAAGCUCAAAAUACUCACCCACAAAGUUCUUCCGAUUCAGCGUUAUUAGACAAAGCUGGAAAUCAUUGCCAAACCAAAUGUCCAGUGGAAACAAAUGUAAAUCAAUAUUAUAAUCAAAAACAAUCAGAACAACCAACUUCUGAAGAGGGUACAUUUAAACACUGUGAUAACUUUGUGGAUUCAUUAUCAAGACCAUCGGAAAUAAAACACAAUGAUGAUAUUUCAGAGGUCCCUGUUCAAUCGAAUUUAUCAUUAUCAUUAUCACCAUCAUCAAAAAAUACUAUAAUGUUGGAGAAAUCGUUAAAACAUAUUGACUCAAAUGAAACAAUGUUGUCUAUAUCCACAUCAGUAGCAACUACUCAAGAUGUUAAUAUUUGUCCACAAGGAUUAUUAUUUAUUCCUAAAACAGAAGUAAAAUCACGUAUACCAGGUCAUGGUGUACAUAUGCAUGAAAAACUUUCAGCUCGUUCAAAAAAACGGUCAGCUAAUUCUAUCCAAGAAAUUGAAGAGAAACAAGCUCGUGCUAGAGUAUUACGUCAGCAACAUCUUUUGGAACGAACAGAACGUGUACAUGAAUUAAGCAAAAAGGUUGAUGAAGUACAUUUACAAAAACGUAUUUUAUUGCAUCAACGUCGUUCAUGUUUAGAACGACGUUUACAUGCAGCUGAACGUAAACGUCAAGCUGAAUUAACACGUCGAGUUCUUAAAGCACAUGAUGAAGAGACUAAAGGAAAAGAAAUUGCAUUUAUACAAACACUUGAAGCGGAACAAAAACAACAUAGUAUUUUAACCAAACAUGAAGAGAGUCGUGCACGAUUAAAUGAACUGGCAAUUGAACGCCAAAGACGUACCGAAGAGAAAUUAUGCCGAGAAGAAGCGGCUAAAAUUCGUCGAAGAGCUUUAGAAGCAUCACGUUUAGCUAGAUUAGAUGCAUUACAAGCUAGAUGGAAAAUUCGUGCACAACAAUUAGCAUCACGUGCUAAAUUAUUAGAACAUUCACGUCGAGCUGCAGCUCGUGCUAAAAAACAAUCACGUGAAAUUAAAAUGGCUACUUUAGAAGAACAACAACGUACACAUAUUGAACAGUUACGUUGCAAGAUUCAACGUAAACAAGAAGAAUCUGAAAGACGUCAUCAAGAGUCACUUAGAGAAAUAAGUAGAAAAGCUUUUGAAAUGUCAAUACUCACUCAUACUGGUGAUGAUUCAUUGACUGUUCCUGGCAUUGAACCUUAUCCAGUACAAAAAUGGUGUAAAGCAUGCCAAGUAAUGAUUAUGUCUGAAGUUCAAUUGAAAAGUCAUUUACACGGUAAACGUCAUCAGAAUGCAAUUAUGGAAGCUGCACAAAAUCGCCCUGUUGGUAGAUCUGAAUUAGAAGCGUUCAAUUUAUCACAUCUUGUUGAUGCACCAAAUGAAUUACCACACUCUCAAUAUGAUACACAACAGGAACGUUUAAAAUUACGUAGAAAACGAGCAAGAAAAUUAAGACAACGAAUGAAUCAAAGAGGUUUGCAGUUUUUGAAAGAACUGGAAAACAACAAGACACCAACACCUGAUUCACCAAACAAGUCACAUCUAAUUAAACUAAUUAAAAAUGCUCAUCGUUUUCUCAAUCUUCCUGAUUCUGGUCCAUGGGUAAUGACACGAGUUCAAGCUAUGGAAAAAUGUUUAAAUAGUUUAUUACGAUGUAUUUCUAAUAAUCAAUUCAAAACUCAUUCCAUUUUAUCAGAUAAUGAAAAUCAAAGUCAGUCAGUUAAUUUAGCAGAUCGACAAGUUUGUCUCGCUAAUGGUUUGUUGUCAAUUCUGGUGAAUCUAAUUGGUUUAAUUCGAGAACAGAAGCCUAGUUCAAAACCGUUAGUCCCGGAGAAACUAUAUAGAAUAGCAUGUUGUCUACUUCAUACAAUAUGCACUUCAAAUAUUGAUGCUUCUAUUUAUAUGUUACUAUCAAAUAAUGUUUCAAUACUUAUUGAUUGUUUAGUAAUACAAUUUACCAUAUCUAUUCCAAAUAAUCGACAUAUUAUUCAAUGUAAUUCAUGUUCAUCAACAACAGAUCAGAAAUCGUCCUCUUCGACAUUCAUUGAACAAUUCAAUCAAGAUUCAUCAGUUUUUAAUUGUUUAUCUAAUCAUUCUUGUACAUUGGAUUUAUUAAAUUGUUUAACUAAUCUAUUAAAUGGUUUCUAUAAAUUGAACUAUUAUUCUACUGAAUUCAAUACUACUACUAAUAAUAAUCAUCAUAGUAUGAGUAGUCGUAGUAGUAGUAUAUCAGGUGGAAUAAAUGGAUUUGCCACAACAACAACAACACCAACACCUUCAUCAUCGACAACAUCAUUAACCUCAAUGAUAACAACAAAAACUUUAUUCGAUGAUGAUUGUCAUGAACAACAACAUGUUAGAAUUGAUUCGCAACGACUUCAAGAUUUACUUAGCUACAUUGUAAGUAGCGGUUUAGUUGAUUUAAUAUCGAUUAGAUUGUCCAAUCCAAAACAAGCUAAUUGGUUAUCAUCCGUAAAUAAUAACCAUACUGAUAUUGGACAUUCGAAUUCAAUAUCUAAACAAUAUACAGAAUAUUGUCAACAAUUUGUAUUAAGUAGUAUUGCUUUUUUAACAAGCCUUACACGUUUACUUGGUAUUUUAUCAAUGAAACAAUGUAACAAUGAUCAAUUGCAUGUUGAACAUUAUCAUCAUCAUCAACAAACACAAACUUCCAAUUCAACUGUUACUACUACAUCAAGUUGUUCUUCUAUGUCAAAGUCAUUAAUUGUUGUUGAUUCAAUAGGAGGAGAAGAUCAAGUAACAGAUAUUGACGAAGAAAAUGAUUCAGAAAAUUGUGUAAAUGUAUUAACUGUAAAAUGUAAAAAUAUUAACUCAUCUCAUGAUCCAACAACAAUCACUAACACAUCUGUCAAAGUCAACUCAUCUGAUAAAUUGGAUUCAAAGAAACAAUUCAAAGAUCCAACACAAUUGUUAGAAACUAUUAGUAGUACUGAAGUGUUUGGCUUAGUACCAUUAUUAUAUUGUCUUUUAUUGGAUCCAAAAAAUAGUCGAUCAGUUGAUACAACGACAACAAUAGGAGUUAGUGUAAAUAAUGAUUCACAAUUGACAACAAUAAAUUGCACUAUGCCAACAUCAGAAUGUUCCGAUAAUAUAGAUCAUCGUCGAAAAUCAACACAAACAAAAAAAUCUUCAAUCAAUUCAAAAUCAUCAUCAUCAUCAUUAUCUGCAGUGUGUAAUUCCAACUGUCAUGAUUCAUUCCCAUUUAGUAGUGAAAUUAUAGCAGAGAUUACUUUGAAUACAUUAAAGUUAAUUAAUUCACUAGCUUCAAUUCAUAAAAAUACUAUGCAGUCAAUUCUUGGCGGUGAACUUAUUUGUCUUUUAAUGAGACAUAUAUUGAUUAAUCUAUUGACACGUUGUAUUCCUCAAUCGAAUACUUAUUCUCUUCAACAAAACAAUUCUGAUAAAACUCCAUUACAUCAUCCUUCCACUCCUCGACAAGAUAAACAGCAAUAUCAAGUAGAAUUUAAAUCGAAUACACUUAGUAACAAGAAUAUCAAUAAUAAUCGUCAAUAUCAAUUAAAUAAUGAUCAUAAUGUUGAUGAUGAUAAUGAUGAUGCAACAGAUCUUCUGCUGUUACCAAGUGGUGCACGAAAAAUUAUUGUCAAAUCAAAACAUUUACAACCAUUGAAAUCGACAAAUAGUGAACAUACUCAAAUUGUUAAAUGUAAAAAUUCCUCUUCAAUAAAGUUGACUAGUUCACAUAGUGGUGAUAAUCAAGCAAUUGAUAACAAGUUUAUCCAAUCUUAUAUGUAUAAAAUAACCAAUCAUAUUUUACAUGAAGUUAUAUUAUGUAUUGGUUAUUUAUGUGUAUUAAAUUCUGAUAAUCAAACUAGUUUACAAUGUGGUUCAUCACCAAAUCUCCUUCAACGUUUAUUAUUAUUACCUUUUGAAUAUUUUAGUUAUUGUCCAUUAACAGAUAUAUUAUAUCCAACAUUAAUUGCUUGUUGUUAUAAGCAUUCAUUAAAUACUAGUAUUUUAGAAACUGAACUUAGUCCAUCUAUAUUAGCUAAUUAUAUUGAAGAACGUUUACUUGAGAAGAAGGUGAAUUCAUUCGGAAAAAUUGAGAAGAAAUGUAAUAAUAAUGAAUUUCUAGAUGAACGAUUCAAUUUUGAGAAACGUUUUAAUAUUUCAGAAUGGAACUCUGCUAAAACUUAUUUCUCAAGAUGAUAAUAACAAACAAUGUACACACAAUAUGACAAUUGUAUAAAUUGAAUAUCAUUAUCAUGUAAAUCAAUGAGAUUAGAAUUGAUGGACAACCUUUUAAUGAUGCUAAAACUAAUCUUGAAAGUGUUCAAUUAAUAACUAGGACCAAAUAAAGAUUAUAAUUUAUAGUGAAUGGUAUUCACCGUUAUGAACUGACAUCAGUGAAGAUGUCAAAAUGUAAUUUGGUCAAUUUGUUGAUGCUAAUAUCUAAGACCUGUCAUCUUAAAUUUGAUUGGUUCAUUCAUAAAUUAUAAUCUCCCUGGUAAUUUUGUUUACUUGUAUAUUUCUUUCUUCUUUCUUUCCUUUCUUUCUUUCUCCUUUCAAUAUUCAAUCUUCCUCUUAUAUAAACAAUAUCAAGUGAGGGUAUUUGAACUUUUUCGAAACAAACAUCUAACAUUCUUUUUAUAAUGUAUACAUCAUAGAAUAGAUAGUUGAUUCAAAGAGAAAUAUCAGUUCUCUUCCAUGAACUAUUCAAAAUAUAGUAUAGUUUUCUAAAGAUAAUCAAAUAGAUUGAUUAUUACUUCAAUAAUCAACAUGUUUUGAAUU
This is a messenger RNA of Schistosoma spindalis, 6858 nucleotides long. NCBI's taxonomy places the organism in Eukaryota, Metazoa, Platyhelminthes, Trematoda, Strigeidida, Schistosomatidae. The record is from the annotation of a GenBank genome assembly.